AUGAAAUAUCUCGCCUUGCUCAGCGGCGGCAAGGACAGCUGCUACAACCUCCUCCACUGUGCAAAAAAUGGGCACGAACUUAUAGCUGCAGCGUCCCUAGCGCCAGAAUCCGGAAAAGUUGCAGAGGAACUUGACUCGUAUCUCUACCAAACCGUUGGGCAAGAUGCGAUUGAAUUUGUUGCACGCGCUUUGGAAGUGCCUCUAUAUCGUCGAGUAAUAACUGGUGGAGCUUUGGAACAGGGAUCGGAGUACGGUAGUCGGGACCCAACUCAUUUGGGUGGGGUUGAGGGUGAUGAGACCGAAGACUUGUAUGCCCUUUUGGCAGAGGUGAAAGCUCAUCACCCCAAGAUAGAGGGAGUUUCCGUUGGCGCAAUUCUCUCAGAUUACCAGCGUGUCAGGGUGGAGAACGUCUGCCAAAGGUUAAGUUUGACUCCGCUAUGUUAUCUGUGGCAAAGGGAUCAGGGAGAGCUGCUCACUGAAAUGAUUGAUGCUGGAAUGGAAGCCAUAAUAAUCAAAGUCGCGGGCAUAGGUCUCACAAUCGAACAUCUUGGGAAGUCUCUUGCGCAGAUGCGGCCAACUCUUGUGGAACUUAAUUCUCUAUACGGCUCACACAUUUGCGGGGAAGGAGGUGAAUAUGAAAGCCUAACACUCGAUUGUCCCCUUUUCAAGCACAGGAUUGUUCUCACCGAGGUUGAGACUGUUAUCCACGCCGACAACGACUUUGCAACCGUGGCUUUUCUUCGCAUAAAGAAUGCGAAACUGGAAUUCAAAGUUGUGGAUUCAGAUUUUUACAUUUACAUGCCGCAAAGAAUUGAGGAUGACUUUCUUCAAAUAAGCGAUGCGGUACAGGUGUCAGAAAGGCUAGAGGCGAAAAAGGUUCCUAUGACGCCUUUCUCAUUCGAUUUCAGUGUGGAUCCAAUGUACCCUGUUACCAGCAAGAAGCUAGACCCCUGGGUUUUUGUUAGCAAUGUUCAAGCAGAGACGGAUAAAGGCAUCUCUGUCGAGGAAGAGGUGGUGCAAUGUUUUAGCAUCCUUAAAGGUAAGCCUUCGUCUAACAUAAGUUGA
Messenger RNA from Laccaria bicolor S238N-H82, 1065 nucleotides. RefSeq lists its product as uncharacterized. Gene Ontology annotation, biological process: protein histidyl modification to diphthamide. The coding region runs from base 1 to 1065 and encodes 354 amino acids. Gene Ontology annotation, molecular function: diphthine-ammonia ligase activity. The record is from RefSeq and is a predicted model, not a curated record. The transcript has 6 exons. Lineage: Eukaryota; Fungi; Basidiomycota; Agaricomycetes; Agaricales; Hydnangiaceae.